AACUGUAACCAUAACAAUCCGCCAUCUUGAACAUGAGCAGACUGCAUGGAUUGUAAAGUUCUUGUAUUGAUGUUUAAUUUAAACAAGUAUUUGACAUAAAAAGCAUACUACUUAAAAAGGAGCGAGAGAGAAUAACUAAGUGACAGCUAAUAUGUCUUCGGGAAAGCUAGCUCUUGCGAAAUUACCGCCUAUUCAAGGGCAAAUAGCAGAAUAUUCCCCAGGUUCUUCCAGACAGAAUGAGGGGUUUUCAGGGCCAACAUACACUAUCUCUGGAUCCAAUAUCAAGUACAAUCUUCCCCAGCCACAUGCACUCAAGCCUUAUGUGGAUACAAAAGCAGGUGAGUUGGACACAUGGCCAGCACAUGCCUCAGGUCACUCUGUGUCCAAGACCUCCUUACACCUGUCCAGAAAUAAACAGCUGGUGAUCAUGAAUGAGGAAGAGAUGGGAAAACCACAGAUGAUACCAAAGCCUAGAUUCCUCGACCAAUUGGAGUCCUACUUAAAGAAAGAGUUGAGGGCUCUCGGCGUGACAGAUGUUAAACCUGAUGAGUUAAGGUUACAAGCUCACAGAGAAGUAUUUGAAUACCUGGUAGAAGACUUCAAGACAUACAAGCCACUUCUGUCAGCCAUAAAGAAUGAAUAUGAAAUGAUGCUAGCUUACCAGAGGGAGCAAAUUAGGCAGCUGGAACCACUAAAGCAAAUGCUGGUGACAGUAUCAGAACAGUGUGAUCAGAAAAUAAUGCAGCACAGAGAACAGGAAAAGCAAGAAAUAUUUGAUUUAAAGAAAGAAAAUGCAGGUCUCUAUAAAAAAAUAGAUGACAUGACAAAUGAACAAAGAACCCUGCAGGCCACAGUGAAGAAACUAAUGGAAGAGCUGGAGGGUCAGGAAGAGAUGUACAGGAAUGAGGCAGAUUCCAGGAAACUUCUUAUCUCGGAAAUCAAUGACUUGAAAUCUCAGACUCAGGACCUGUUAAUGUCCACACAGGUGGAGGUGAAGAUUGACAAAGAUGAUGACCCUGUCAUGUUGAAGAUUGCUCUCAAAAAAGCGCGAGAAGAUGAGCGUGCAGCUGCUAAGAGACUGGCCAUCAUGGAGGCAGAUUAUGGGGAGGUCGUGUCGCGGAGGGAGUUUGAACAAAUAACAGCAAAACUAGCUGAAUUGGAAGAAAAACAUACAACACUUCAAGAUGACUUUGACAAACUAAAAGAAGAAUAUGACACUUUACUGGACAUCAACAAGCAGCUUGAACAGCAGAGGAAUGACUUCUACCAGGAAAGUGUGUCCCUCAGAGAAUGCUCAACUCCAAGGCCAGACUGGAGCAAGGUGGCUGAGGUCCUCCAGGGAGGUGCUGAGAGGUGGGCAGAGCUGUCUGAGGGGAAGACCAGCAAUGAAUUGGUGGAGGUGCUCCUCACAGAGCUGGGUGGCAAGGGAGAGGAGGAAGGAGCUGAGUACUUUGAGGGCCAGGGAACUGAUGAAAGCAUUCCUAAGUACCUGAGGUAUGAGGGGCAAGUGAGGAACAGAAGAUUAGGCAAGAGAGACACUGCAUUCCUUGUGAAAGACAUCUGGAGAGAGAAGGCAGCUCAUGAUGCAGAGAAAACAGAUGGCACCCGUACCACAUUGGAUGAUUUCCUUUACCUGUACCUGCAGCGUAGGUUUGGUGUAGAGUCUAUGAUCGUGGAGUGGGGGUACAAUCUACACGACGCCUGUCAGAGGUUCUCUCAGGAUAUCACCAUUGGUACUUUCUGGUCAAUACUCACUAAUGAGUUUGAUGAAGACCUGUUCCACACAGAGCUUCAGACAAUAGAGAAGGUCCAGAACACCAUGACAAAGAUAGAUAUGGACAAAGGUAACGAGGGGAUGGUGGCUAAGACUGACUUCAAGGCAGGACUGAAGGAAUGCUUCCCUGAUGCUGAUGAUGAAGGGAUAGAUGCCCUCAUGGAGGCUGCUGUCAUAGAGCUGGAGGCCGUGGAGAGUGACACUCUGGAAUAUAAGAAAUUAUUUAUGGAGGAUGAUGAAGGUAACACGGGUCCUUUUGUGCCAGCAAUCAAAAACCAGCUUAAGAAAGAGAGGCAGGUCUACAUAGAUGAUAUCAAGGCAGAGCUGACAUUGGAGGAGGGGCAAACGGAAGUGGAUGUGGAUGCAUUGAGAAUGGGCAUCACUGUGGCUGACCCAGAGAUAGAUGGACCACACAUGGACAAGUACCUGACCUGGACCUAUGCAUGCACUAGAGAAGCUCUGGACAUAGAACCCAAACCAACCAUCACUAUUGAUGACAUGAAUGCACGCAUGUUGGUUGGGGACCUCAAAAGAGUUGGCAUCAAGUUGUAAAACAGUGGACUUUUUAUAAAUUUUUUUUUCUUCUUAUAAGAUGUUUGAAUUAUUCAAUAUGCAUUCAAGAAAAUACAUUGUCAUUUUAUUAACUGAAAAAAAUUCAUUUCUCGGCUCUCUUCUUCUGGAAACUGCAGAAUGAUGCGCUAGUUUUGUCUACACAUUUCCCACCCAUUUAUUCUUCUGUUUAAAGUCUUAUUUUUUUAAUUGGUGUGCU
Lingula anatina is the source of this 2543-nucleotide messenger RNA. Its product is annotated as translin-associated factor X-interacting protein 1. The record is from RefSeq and is a predicted model, not a curated record. Gene Ontology annotation, cellular component: cytoplasm. Lineage: Eukaryota; Metazoa; Brachiopoda; Lingulata; Lingulida; Lingulidae.